AUGUUAAUUUAUAAGAAAGCAACUCCAUAGGGUAUAUGAUAUUAUGAAUUAUUUUUAGAACUAUAAAAAUAUAGGGAUGAUCAAGUAAAUAACUGGAAAAAGGAGAAGGAUUUACAAAGAUUAUCAGAAAGCUAAGUCAACUAAAUGUUAGAUUUAUUUCUUUUAUUUGCAAAUCAACGUACAUUUACAAUAAGAGUAUAAUUUUAAAUGAUUUGAAGACUAAAGAUGUUGAAGCUUAAAAUACUCUCUUGAGAGUUAAUGAAGAGUCCACUCUAUUUUAAAAUGUUUUAUCAAAAAUGAUUCUUAUAGAUGAAGAUUUAAAUUUUAUCAAUUUCUUGAAGCUCUAUUUAUAAAGCAUUGUAUAUAUAAUGGCAAAUCUAUAUAGGGGGAAGCACAAUAAGAGGAAUAAUUAAAACAAUUAUUUACAACAUUAACUGCAAAAGGGACAAUCACUUUAGAAGACUUAAAGAAACUAGCUUAAGAGUUGGAUCACUAUCAUCUUAAAGAGGAAGACUUAAAUGAAAUUAUGAAAGGGAUAUCUGCCAAUGGAUAAGAAAUUACAUA
Molecule: messenger RNA, 564 nt
Organism: Paramecium primaurelia
Lineage: Eukaryota; Ciliophora; Oligohymenophorea; Peniculida; Parameciidae
Source: the annotation of a GenBank genome assembly